AUGAAGUCACAAGAAGACCAAAAACACAUUGAGGAACUCAGAAAGGAUAGUGUUAUCACUGAGUUGAACAAAGACAUUGAAGAUAAGGAAGGCGAAAUUUCCGAUUUGAAAAAGAAGCUUGAAGCCGAAGAAGACAAUCCAAAGGAUCUUGAGACACAAUUGCACGAGAAGGAAGACGAUAUUGCCGAUUUGGAGAAACAAGUCAAGAAGUUGCAAAACACCAUUUCUGAUGUCAACGCACAGAAUGAAGACAUUGACUCUAAGGUCUCAGACGAGAGAGAUGGGUAUAACCAACAGUUGCAAGCUGAGAAGACCAAAACUGCUGCUUUGACUUCAGCCAAGAAUGCAAGUGAUAAGAAGAUUUCAUUAUUGAACUCAGAGAAAGAUGAGUUAGAAGAUAAAAAUAGAAAAAUUGCUGAGUUGACGAAGAGAAUUGAAGAUGGUCUGAACGACUCUGAUAUGUUGAAAGCACAAAAGGCCGACUACGAAGCCCAAAUCCAAGCGUUGAAAGAUGAUAUGGAGAAGACUGAAAAGUACUUGGCUGCUGCUCUUAACGAAGAAGUUGAAGCCGCAAAUGAGAAGUUAAGAAUUACUAAGAACGACUUGGGAAGAACUAAAGCCGAACUUGACCAACUCCAACAGAACUUUGACUAUCUCAAGAAGAAUGCCGACACUGAUACUGUUGAUAAGAAGAAACUCAAUGGAACUGUUAAUAAGAGUAAUAAAAAGAUUGAGGAAUUGAGUGUUAAAGUCGACGAACUUACUGGUGUUAUUACAAAAAUAGAACAAGAAGUUGUUGAAGCCAACGAAGAGCUUGAAACAGUCAACAAGGACAAAUUUGCCAAAGAAAAAGAAGCAAAAAGGUUGAAAGCAAAAACGACGAAAUUAAAGAGAAGAAGAAAUAUAGCCGAUUUGGAACAACAAGUACAAGACUUUGAAGAUAAAGUUGGGACUUCAAAUAUCGACCAAACUGAAGUCAUCAAGAGACACAACCAAAUAGUUGAUUUGGAGAACGAAGUUGCUGUGUUGAAAGAUCAGAACACCCAACUUGAUGCUGCUAAGAAAAUAUGA
Messenger RNA from Entamoeba invadens IP1, 1071 nucleotides. RefSeq names its product M protein, serotype 12 precursor, putative. The transcript is spliced from 5 exons. Bases 1 to 1071 code for a protein of 356 amino acids. The record is from RefSeq and is a predicted model, not a curated record. Lineage: Eukaryota; Evosea; Mastigamoebida; Endamoebidae.